Messenger RNA from Phragmites australis (common reed), 917 nucleotides. Its product is annotated as transcription factor BHLH148-like. NCBI's taxonomy places the organism in Eukaryota, Viridiplantae, Streptophyta, Magnoliopsida, Poales, Poaceae. The record is from RefSeq and is a predicted model, not a curated record. The transcript has 2 exons. Gene Ontology annotation, molecular function: protein dimerization activity. Bases 118 to 828 code for a protein of 236 amino acids.
UCGAACACUUGCCGGGGAACCAAACCGCUCUGCGCUCCGUGUCUCUCCGUCGCACCGCCGCCGCAGCUUGCAGAACAGGGAGGGGAGCGGAGAGAUCGAGCCUGCGGGAGGCUGGGAAUGCAGAUGGGCUCCUACUACUACGCCAGCUUCCACGACGAGGCCCCCUUCUACCUGCACGGCGCCGCGCCGGCCUCCCCGGAGCUGCCAUUCGGCCUCAUUGCCUCGCCAGGGGAGCCGUCCAGCGUGUCGCAGCCGCCGAGGGCUGGCGCGUUCCAGGAUUACCGCGGGGCCGGACUUGAGCUGCUCCCGGCCGGGGCGCGGGCGCCACACGGGAGCGGGACGAACGUCGACAGGAGGGUGGUUGACGCGCUGGGCAGGAUGGGUGGAGAUCGUGAACAGAGGGACGAGGAGGAGGAGCGGCGCCAGCCGGCGGACACGGUGGAGAGCAGCCGCGGGUUCCGGCACAUGAUGCGGGAGCGGCAGCGUCGCGAGAAGCUCAGCCAGAGCUACGCCGACCUCUACGCCAUGGUCUCCGCCAGGUCCAAGGGGGACAAGAACUCGGUCGUGCAGUCCGCGGCGAUCUACAUCCACGAGCUCAAGGGCGCGCGGGACCAGCUGCAGCGGCGGAACGAGGAGCUCAAGGCCAAGAUCCUCGGCCACGACGCGCGGCAGCAGUGCGUCGAGAUUCAGUUCGAGGUCGACGAGACGUCGUCGGCGAUCGACUCCAUGAUCGGAGCCCUCAGGCGCCUCAAGAGCAUGGACGUGAGGGCGAGAGGGAUCCGGUCGAACAUGUCCGACGGCAGGCUGUGGAUGCAGUGGCGAACCUAGAACGAAAUAGAGGAGAUGUAAGAUUUUACUAUGAGUAUAACACUAUAUAUAAUUUCAAGCAGUGUUCAAUAUAAUCGGUGAUUUUAACA